Molecule: messenger RNA, 309 nt
Organism: Phyllostomus discolor (pale spear-nosed bat)
Lineage: Eukaryota; Metazoa; Chordata; Mammalia; Chiroptera; Phyllostomidae
Gene: CRNDE
Product: colorectal neoplasia differentially expressed
Source: RefSeq, a predicted model, not a curated record
UGCUUCCAUAAUACAUUUGGAUGUCUUCAACUAAGUUUAGUUCUGAACUAUGUGGUUCCUCCUAGGCUCAACUUUGUCCUUGCACAUCUCCAGGCUCAUCUGCAAAAUCUACAGUUCAUAAUAGAGCUACUGUACUGGCAAUUGGAAGAAGAUUCUGAAGAUAGGGAGAUUCAGUUCUUGAUCUUUGAAAUUUCCUGUGGUCGUCAAUCUAGAUGUAAAUGACAUGGAAAAGCAGUGCUGAAGUGGUUUAAAUAUGUUUUGGAGGUUACUAUUUAUAGACUACAGUAUUUUUUCAAUUACAAUCCUUAG